Messenger RNA from Cyprinodon variegatus (sheepshead minnow), 1477 nucleotides. RefSeq names its product endonuclease domain-containing 1 protein-like. The record is from RefSeq and is a predicted model, not a curated record. NCBI's taxonomy places the organism in Eukaryota, Metazoa, Chordata, Actinopteri, Cyprinodontiformes, Cyprinodontidae. The coding region runs from base 1 to 927 and encodes 308 amino acids. The transcript is spliced from 2 exons. Gene Ontology annotation, molecular function: nucleic acid binding; metal ion binding; hydrolase activity.
AUGAAGGGCUCCCUGCUCUCCUGCUCAGCAGUUUUGCUUCUUCUCCUGCCCUGGUUUGGUGGUCUGGCAGUGGGUAAGAUCAGCAAGGACUUCUCUGAAUGUCUUUACUACUUUUACAAGAAUAUUCCACCAAGAGGUAUCAUUGGAGCAAAUUACCAGCCCAUAUGCCAAGAAUACAAUAACAUAUAUCGCUUUGCCACCCUCUAUCACAAAUGGUAUAAGACUCCUCUGUUCUCCGCCUACAUUCUGAGUAAAGCGGAUGGACCUCGGCCUAGAGUCAACUGGAUGUAUGAACCACAGUUGGUGAAUCCCUAUUUCCCUCCAGACAUGAGACCUUUUCCAGAACCUGUUCCGAAAGAUGUGAUUGAAAGCCAAGCAGUAGACAAUGAUUAUAAGCUUUCCAAGUUAACAAGAGGGCAUCUCAAUCCUAGUAUGCACCAGAUGGGGGAAGAAGACAGAAUUGCCACCUUCACUCUGACAAACAUUGUCCCCCAGGAGAAAGGAUCCAAUUCAGGCCUGUGGAAUGAUUGGGAGAAAAAAGUGUUGCAGAGAAAGAACUACUGCAUAGGUCCAAUGUACGUUAUAACUGGUGUCAUUCCUUACAUGUCCCCCUCACACUGGAUCAAUAACAGAGUGGCUGUUCCUGAAUACAUUUGGUCUGCUUACUGCUGCCCCGAAUAUUCAAAGCCCCUUCCUGACCAUCUGGAAAUGUUUUUUCCUACAUAUGGUGCAGUGGGAAGAAAUUAUCGCAACAGCGGGGGGGAGAUUGUACCUACAGCUAAGACAGGGGAAAAUAAAGGUUAUGAAGUGAGUGAGAUGCCAUUGGAGACCUUGGAGGGUAUCCUGAGCAAUAGGCUGAACCAGAACAGAACUGUCAAUCUGUUUGAUUCAAAAUGUUUGAAUGCUAAAAAACCCAUAGAAAACUAGUGCAGCUAAUAGGGCACACUAUAAUUAUAACAAAAGCUUCAGCAACCUCAUCCUUAACGUAAUCAUGAUUUUAACAAAGUACUCAGAAUAAAAACUUGUAAAACACAUCAGCAAUACAAAAAACUAAAGAUGAACCUCUCUCCAAUCUUACAAUCUCUCCUAUGGUCCUCAACUAAAUGUUAUUUGAGAACAUGACAGAUAUACAUUCUGUUCUGUUCACUCUGCCUCCUCUGAAUUCAAGAAUUCUACCUUAAAAGUUUUAAAAAUUAUAAAAACUGUAUACUUAAACACUUUCCUCUGAUAUCACGGGUACCUCGCCAAAUGUAACCGUUAUCUUCAGGAAAAUAUAUAGAGGUUUUUAGUGUUUUAUCUUAGGAAUCUGGUUGUUAUUUAGGCAGAGGCCAAUGUUGCCAUUUGUACAUUUUCUUUGCUCCCCCUUCCAUUUUUGCAGUAUGCUGUACCUCUUGAGUUAUUCCUUUACAUGUUGACAUUUGUUAAACUUGGAUUUGUAUUAUCCAUUAUCUUAAAAUACGCUUGGCAAAAAUAAAUG